Molecule: messenger RNA, 1137 nt
Organism: Letharia columbiana
Lineage: Eukaryota; Fungi; Ascomycota; Lecanoromycetes; Lecanorales; Parmeliaceae
Exons: 2
Coding region: 1-1137 (378 amino acids)
Source: RefSeq, a predicted model, not a curated record
AUGGAUCCCUUCUCCCUCGCCGCAAGCAUCAUCACCGUCAUUGGCGCUACCAAAACCGGCAUCAACGGCAUCAAAGUGCUACGAGGUGCUUCCGACGGGCUGGAGGAUCUGCUGGCCGACAUUUCGCAGUUCGAAGCCGUGUUGGAAGCGAUCCAAAACCUACCUGGUGCUCGCGAUAAUGCUGACUCCGAGCUGAAAAGGCUGCUUGAAAGUGGUAGCAAAAAAGUGGUCGAACUUAACUCUCUGGUCCAGUAUCGGCUGACGAAAGCUGGGGAAAGCAGCAAAGUCGACAGAUUGCAAUGGAUACGCAGUGGGCAUGACGUUGAACGGCUACGUGGGCAGUUGAGAGAUAUCAUAGCUAAUCUGGUGGCCUUGGUCGGCGUCAACACCAGUACAACCGUACAACACGUAUCCCAAGUCACCAGUCAAGUACUCUUUGAGCAUCGACAACUAAGCAGCCAGAUGGCCGCUUUCGCUACACAGGUAACGCAGCUACUGGAAGGGUCUCCGCCCACUCGAGCCGCUCUAGCUGCAUCCAUGGGUGAUGUUCGACAAGUGGCCAUCGAAUCAAGCUCCCAACCGAACUUUACAACUACCGAGAAUAGUAUAGCACUUCAGUCGAGCCAGCACAAGUCCCAUCUCGAUCCUCAAAACGAUCUCUACAUCCGACGAGUGCGGACAAUCAGCUUGUGUAACAAAUAUUGCGUCUGCAAGUGUCAUGUUCGAAGAAAACUCGGCCCCUCAGGCAUCUUCUCCAAACUCAUCGGCAGUGGCUAUAUCGAGACAGCUGGUCCUUCCAUAUUUGGGACUCAGUGCGAUAUCGAGCUAUGCAGGGCUCGCGCUGCACCGCGCGUAUCUGUACAGUAUCGUUUACCGCGGUGGCUGAUAAGUCGUAUGAUCUUCAUGUGGUUCACUUCGUCUCCGCCUUACGCUCCGGAGUUUGUGUUGAGAGUUCCACGGGUCAUAGACUCUUUGAAUGACAUCGCUUUCAAGGCAGUGUUGGAGAGAAAUCUUGAUUUGCUGAAAUCAGUUAUCACUAACGGAGAUUGUACGCCGUAUGAUAUUGAUACACUUGGGAGAACUCUUCUUGCUGUAAGAAUAAACAUAAAGAUAUUCAAUUUUGAGGUGAACUGUUAA